Messenger RNA from Gossypium raimondii (Peruvian cotton), 3313 nucleotides. Its product is annotated as probable methyltransferase PMT27. Gene Ontology annotation, molecular function: methyltransferase activity. The record is from RefSeq and is a predicted model, not a curated record. NCBI's taxonomy places the organism in Eukaryota, Viridiplantae, Streptophyta, Magnoliopsida, Malvales, Malvaceae. Bases 191 to 3106 code for a protein of 971 amino acids. The transcript has 6 exons. Gene Ontology annotation, cellular component: trans-Golgi network; endosome; cytoplasm.
UUUUCCCAACGAAUUCCCCUUCUCCAACUCAUUCGGAUCUUUGAGACACAUUCCAACUUAGAAAGUUUCUUCGCUCUUAUUACAUCUAUUCCACAAACAAAGCUUUUAAUCUUCUCCAUUGUCUUUUUUAAUCUCCAUGCUAUCACUUUCACUUCAUUUCGUUUCCUCUCAAACUCCAUAAAAAACGAUAAUGGCGAUCGGGGGAAAGUCUCGUGUUGCUAAGCGUUCCUCUUCUGUUUCGUAUGCAUCCACUGUAACCACUGUGGUCUUCGUAACCUUAUGUGUUUUGGGUGUUUGGAUGCUCACUUCCAACUCCGUUUCCUCCCCUCAAACCACCACCACCACUCGCACCAUCACUGACACCAACAGUGACAUUGCAUUUUCUGGUUCCAAUGAAGAACAACCCUCCAAAAUUAACGAAGAUCAGAAAGAUAAAGCGGUGUUCGAAGAUAACCCUGGCCAACUUCCCGAUGAGGCCGUCAAGCCUGACGAUGAUAAGGUGUCGGAGUCCGAUGAUCUAGAUAAAGUGAAAGAAGGUGCGGCUGUUGAAGAAACCCGACAUGGUUUACAAGGAAAAGAAUCAGCAGAAGAACAGGAGAAGCAAAAAAUGAGUGAAACUCAGAUAUCCGAAGAAAGUGUGUUGACUCAAAACCAACAAUCGAAGCAAAAUGGUCUCAAGGAAGUUGAAGAUAAUAAGCAAAUGAGUAAUGAAGAACCCAUCAAGGUUCAUCAAGAGGAAACUAUCAACAAUCAGGAUCCGUCGGAAGAUCAAGAUCAAAUUCGGGUUGUGGAAAAGAAACAAAUAAACGAGAAACCCAAGGAACGGCGUGGCAAAAAGAAGAAGAAACACGCUGAAAGCAUUGAGAGACCGCUGGAGACGACGAUGAUCGGGAAAUCAAAGAAGGAUGAUGUGGCGGAAAUGGAAGAUGAACCGAGGGUAAACAAACCAAAAAUCCAAGACCAACUAGAGGAGGAUGAACCCAAGGGAACCAAACAACUGAACCAAGACCAACUAGAGGAAGAUGAAUCGAAGGGGACCAAACAACUAAAUCAAGAUCAACUAGAGCAAGAUGAACCCAAGGGAAACAAACUACAGAAUCAUGACCAACAAGAGUCGCAGGUGCAAGGGAUCGACAACGCCACAUUCAAUGACGAAACCAAGGACAAACCGGAGAUUCUAAACGCCACCCAAACUGAUACGUUCCAGAGUUUAUUGAAGACAAAGACGAACCAGGAAACAGCGGAGAAAGACACCCAGAUUGAAGCUCAACAACAGCAUGAGUCCACCUCGGAGGAAACGUUAGGAAGUACCAUUCCGAAAGAGUCCAACGAAUCGAAGAACGCCUGGAAGUCGCAAAAGGCACAAUCAGAGAACGAGAAGGAGAGACGGAGGGACGAAUCGAGCGGCAAAGAGGGCCUCUAUGGUUACACUUGGCAUUUGUGCAACGUAACUGCUGGCCCUGAUUACAUACCCUGUUUGGAUAACGAGGAAGCUUUGAAGAAAUUACGCAGUACCAGGCACUUCGAGCAUCGGGAGAGGCAUUGCCCUGAGGAAGGACCAACGUGUUUGGUCCCUCUUCCAAAGGGAUACAAACGGCCCAUCUCCUGGCCCAAAAGCAGAGAGAAGAUAUGGUACAAUAAUGUACCACAUACGAAACUGGCUGAGUUUAAAGGGCACCAAAACUGGGUUAAAGUGAGCGGCGACUUCUUGACUUUCCCCGGUGGGGGUACCCAAUUCAUCCAUGGCGCUCUCCACUACAUCGACUUUCUCCAACAGUCAGUACCCAACCUUAAAUGGGGUAAACGCACCAGAGUGAUCUUGGAUGUUGGAUGUGGAGUUGCAAGCUUUGGAGGGUAUCUUUUCGAUAGAGAUGUUUUAACAAUGUCUUUUGCCCCCAAAGAUGAGCAUGAAGCUCAAGUUCAAUUCGCCCUCGAAAGAGGAAUCCCUGCUAUAUCAGCUGUGAUGGGUUCUCAGAGGCUACCAUUUCCUUGUAGAGUCUUUGAUGUGGUUCACUGUGCACGUUGUAGAGUGCCGUGGCAUGCUGAAAAUGGUAUGCUUCUGCUAGAACUGAACCGUGUACUGAGACCUGGAGGAUAUUUUAUCUGGUCAGCCACCCCUGUCUAUCAGAAACUUCCAGAGGAUGUUGAAAUAUGGAAUGGUAGAACACAAACACAAUACUAUCAAUUCAGUUCAAACAUGGUUUUAAGCGUUUCCAUGGGGCUGACAUGUCAAGUUUGUUUUGCAGCUAUGUCGUCCCUGACAAAAGCCAUGUGUUGGGAUCUUUUGACCAUCAAAAGGGAUAAAUUGAACUCCGUUAGUGCUGCCGUCUAUCGAAAACCUAUCACAAACGAAUGUUAUGACAAAAGGCCGGAUCAUAAUCCACCAAUGUGUAAAGAAAACGAUGAUGCAAACGCUGUCUGGCAUGUACCCCUGCGGGCAUGCAUGCAUCGCGUACCGAUAAAUCCAGCUGAAAGAGGAACACGAUGGCCUGCACAUUGGCCUAAUCGGCUGCAGAAAGCUCCUUAUUGGUUGAACCGAACCCAGAUGGGGAUUUAUGGGAAACCGGCUCCUCAAGAUUUUGUAAAAGACCAUGAACACUGGACUCGAGUAGUUAGCAAGUUGUAUAUGAGUGGAUUGGGAAUCAGUUGGUCUAAUGUUAGAAAUGUGAUGGACAUGAGAGCUGUUUAUGGAGGGUUUGCAGCAGCUUUGAAGGACAUUAAAGUCUGGGUGAUGAAUGUGGUGAACCUUGAUUCCCCGGAUACACUUCCGAUCAUCUACGAACGCGGUCUUUUCGGAAUGUACCACGAUUGGUGCGAGUCGUUUAGCACAUAUCCGAGAUCGUAUGAUCUCCUGCAUGCCGAUCACCUUUUCUCGAAGCUGGAAAAGAGGUGCAAACUUCAACCAGUGUUGGCAGAGGUUGAUAGAAUCGUGAGACCAGGUGGAAAAUUGAUAGUUCGUGAUGAAUCAGAUGCCAUUGGUGAAGUUGAGAACUUGUUGAAAUCACUGCACUGGGAAGUUCAUUUAACUUUCUCCAAAGAUCAAGAAGGAAUACUAAGUGCUCAGAAAGGUGAUUGGCGGCCUACAGCAUAUCAAGCUUCCAUCUGAUGACAUCCCAUUAUCUGUAUUUUGAUCAUUAUUUUAUUAUUUGUUGGAGCAUUCAUGGAUAUGCCUAGUGUUUUUGGGUGUCUAUAGGUCUUUUAGAUUGUUGGGUUUUUAGUUCACAUCCUCUUUCUUUUCGUUUUAUCUGCCCCUAAACUUUUUGUAAACAUUUUCUUCGAUUCAGAUCAACAUGAAAAGAAAAAAGAUAUUUAG